Molecule: messenger RNA, 1579 nt
Organism: Malaya genurostris
Lineage: Eukaryota; Metazoa; Arthropoda; Insecta; Diptera; Culicidae
Exons: 1
Coding region: 150-542 (130 amino acids)
Source: RefSeq, a predicted model, not a curated record
AGUGUUGGAGUCCCGUCAGCCUACAGCUAGUUGGAAAAUUCUAGAUCCUCGAAUGCCAAGACUAUUUGAUGCGAAAAAAGCGAAAAAAAGAGCGUAGCUUUAUGUUCUGAAGGUACUUUGCGAGAAAAGAAAAAAAAAAGUUAGUCAAGAUGGUCGCCACCAAACACCGAAUUGCGUCUCGAUUUGAAAAGUCCAACAAUCUAGACGAUUGGAUCCGUAAGAUAAAGAACAAAAAGUUCAUGGUUAAGCGUGAAACUCGCGGACAGGACUUGCGAGUGCUGGCCAUGCUCACGGAAGCACUUUCUCACGCCGAAGAAUGUCAACGGCGUGAGAAAAUUCGCAAGCAGGAAGAUAGAGCCAUUAAGUGGGCCCGGAUUCGUUCCAGACUCGCGGAACCGCCGCGGAUGUACUGUGACCUGGAGGAGGAGGAAGAAGAAGAGAAAUCGCGUAACGCGUCUGACACCAUCUGGAGUGAAGAUUUUAACGGAAUCAAUAAUUUCAUAAUGGAACUGAGUACUAUCAAGACCCCCAUUAGCCGAUAGACACUAGACUUCUAUUUCCCCAAAGUGUUCGCGAUAGGGAACAUUAUCGAUCUCAUCGAUGAGUGCAAUUAAUUCAAAAACUCACUUGGCGUCACUUCGUUGCGACGUUGAUAAUACGUUUUGAUUGCCGAAAAGAAGUUGUGGAAACAUUUCUUCUAUCGGUCGCCAUUUUGAAAACUGAAAAUUUUCAUCAUGUUCGGUCAUGCUCGUACACUAGCGCACUUACGAACACAAAGCCACAGUCACGAGUAGUAGCAAUCAGGAAGAAUGCGCUGGCAUCAAUGCCAUUGCUAUAUUCGAACUAGGCAACCUGUCGUGACUGUGCUUCGGCCUGUGUGUGUGUGUGCGUGUGAGCGAGCGUUACUCUCAAGGGGAAUCUUGCUUGUUCAUUCGUGCACUUUCCCUUCUCGAUGGAUGACGACGACGACGAACGGGGUUCGAGUGCAAUGUUUCCUAAUCGCCUUGGGUUCUCCCCACCCGUCGUCCAGUAAUUACCUUACUGAUCGAAAAGCGAGUACGCGCGUAGCGACGCGACGCCACAGUGAGAGGGGGCAACAAAAAGUCUUUGUUUGAAAGUAGUUUUUUUUCCUUCUUUUGGAGGAAAAUUCCACCCAUGCAAUCAGCGACGAGAGUUGCGAAGGCUGAGACAAACUUGUGAUGAAAUAAUCGAAUUAAAGAUGUAUAUUUUUGUAAAAUGAUUUGUACAAAGCUAUUUUUUCCUCCGGCGUGUGGCGUUAGUCAGGUUAGGGCGAUUAGUCAGCGUUUGUUCGUUGCGAGCGAGUUUUUGAAGGACAGAACAGACAGAAAUAAAAAAAAUAAGAUCAGCAGGCCCCGACAUAACGAGAUUAGAAAUGUAAUCACGCGAUUCCAAAUCAUUGUAAGACAAUUUCGGUAGAGGAUCUCUAGGGUUAGGGCAGUUUUUUUUUGCAAUCUGCACAUAAACAAUGUAUUAGAAGUAAACAGAAAAAAAUGAAGAAAAUCAAAAAACUCAACCAACCAUUAAAUAAAUAGCGCCUACUGUAAGCAGUGUCAUUUAA